This is a messenger RNA of Moneuplotes crassus, 800 nucleotides long. Lineage: Eukaryota; Ciliophora; Spirotrichea; Euplotida; Euplotidae. The record is from the annotation of a GenBank genome assembly.
GUUCUUAGUAAAUAUUCACAAUAAUGUUUCCAAUUUUGCAUUUACCAGCGGGAGAGAUCAUGCUUCCAGCUGUAAUUCAAUCUCCGGUCUGAAUGCUCAGUCUCUGCAAGCAACUGUUGAGCUUAGAUUCAGCAAUCUUUUGGAUCAACACAAGCAAGUACUCAUCAUCUUCUUCAGGCUGGAUGACUGUGUUGAAGGAUAAAAUUAGAUGCUCAAUCAAUGGGCGAGGUUUCUUUGUAUCAACUACACUGUCAAGGUAGUCAAAAUUAUUCACAUAGACCGUACAGUAGCUAAUUCACAGCAUUUUCGUGUUGUCUCAAGCCAUGAGGAUCCUUCCAAAAUUUUUAUGUGAUAUUGUGAAGUACUCAAUUUCCACAGUUUUGGCUGCCAUCGGGACGAGUCUUAGCAAAUUUCUGGCAUAAAAGUUAAAGUUUCUGGACAGCUCUAAUUGAGACAUUUUGUAGCUUGCCUCCUCUCAGCUGAGUCAGCAACUUGACUCAAGAGUCCAACUGUCUCGUAUAUCUUUUCCUAGUCGUAUCGAUGCUGAAUAUGACUCAUUGGAUCUUCCGAAACUGAGGAGCUAGUUUCACCAGUUUCAUCAUUGAUUUAUUUGACUUACAAUCUUUUAUGGCCACAGUGGUGUCACUAUGGUUUGUCAGACCAUAAAGGCCGUUGUUAUGCGCAUGAGACAAAGAUUGCAUGCCAUCCUCCUUGAGUUGGGCAACUUGUUGAUGGAGAACAUACUCUGUGUGCGCCUUUUUGCCUUUUCACCUCCACUUGAGAUUGGCAUAAAUCUGGCC